AAAUAAUUGCGUAAUGGUUUAAAGCUAGAACAAAAUGUAAUUGGCUGCUCUCAGUCUACGUGAUUGUAUGGGAUUGAAGUCAAACCAUCUCCCUACCUAAAUAGGUAGCCUAGCUAAAUCUGAUCAGUCCAACAGGUACAAGGAUGGAUCUUAUCCUGAACUUUGCGGAUCAGUACUUCUUUACUCCUUAUGUGUACCCUGCCUCCUGGCCGGAGGAUGAACCUUUAAGGCAGAUCAUUGGCCUGCUGGUUGUCACCAACAUCGGGGCGGCCAUUUUAUACCUGGGCCUGGGCAGUCUCAGUUACUACUUUGUCUUUGACCAUAACUUGAUGAAACACCCUCAGUUUUUGCCGAACCAGGUACGAAGGGAGAUUAAGUACGCCAUGAGUUCUUUGCCCUGUAUCAGCAUACCCACAGUGGCCUUGUUCUUUGCUGAGGUCAGAGGAUACAGCAAACUUUAUGACAACGUCAAUGACUUUGCACUCGGCUGGCCUGGAUUGAUUAUCAGUAUGGUCUCCUUCUUGUUUUUUACCGACAUGUGCAUCUAUUGGAUCCACCGCUUUCUCCAUCACAGACUCAUUUACAAGUACUUCCACAAGCCCCACCACGUGUGGAAGAUCCCCACCCCGUUUGCCAGCCAUGCUUUCCACCCAGUGGAUGGCUUCCUGCAGGGCCUGCCGUACCACGUCUACCCCUUUCUGUUCCCCCUGCACAAAGUCCUCUACCUGGCCCUGUACAUCUUCGUCAACGUCUGGACCGUGUCCAUUCACGACGGCGACUACCGGGUCCCCAGCCAGCUGCAGGAGGUCAUCAACGGCUCUGCCCACCACACCGACCACCACCUCUUCUUUGAUUACAACUACGGGCAGUACUUCACCCUGUGGGAUCGACUGGGAGGGUCCUACAGACACCCCUCAGCACUCCAGGGCAAGGGCCCCCACGACUGCAUCAGGAGGCUUUUUGCGCAGGGCAAGCUUAGCAAUGGCAGCAACGGGCACAUGGACACCAGCAACAAAAUCCACAAGCAGGAGUAGUUCCUCAGUUCCCAUGCGGUCAUGACGGACACCCUUAUGUUCGCAAAACCCCAGAAAUGACAUUUGUUUGCCUUUUUAACUGCAAGAACUUAACUAGCAAGUAGCAUAGCUCUACUUCAGCACUGUCGUUUCUCUGCUGUGUGACUGUCAGGGUUGAUAAAUUGUUAUUAAGAAAGAGAACAAGCGUCAUGCGCAAAAUCGAGAACAAUAAUUUCAGAAUUAUGAAGACACCGCUUGUAGAAUAUAUAAGCCUGGUCAGUAUCUACUUUGAAAUGGUUGCAGUUUUCUCGUUUGCCAAAUGUUGGAGAUAUCAUGUAGUUUCAUGAUAUUAAGAUUGCAUUGCCUGUGUUCACUUUCUCCCUCCCUCGCCAAGCUGUUUGACAAAAGUGAUUUCACUCAGUAGUAAGAGCUAUCCCCAUCCGUAAUCACUAAUGAUGGAGUCAAAUGCGAAAAAAGAGAGACAAGAGACUGGAUGAGGAUUGGGGUCACCUGUUGGCUUAGUGCUGGGCUUGCUGGAGUGGCAUGGAUGGCUGGCAGGCAGCUGGGAAACAAUCCGUGCUUGUUUAUAACUGGCUCUCUUCCUUUUUCAUGAAAUGCCAAUAUUGUGACAGCUAGAUUAUAGACUUUAAAAAGUGAACCAAUAUGGAGAAAAAUGAGUAAUCUAGUGUAAAUGUGAUCAUUUUGAACAGGUGGUCUAUGGCUGUAAAUGCCAGAUGGUGAUCAAACGAAGGUGCAGUAUUUGCGCGCUGGGCCUUUUAUCCUUAGGGUGUCACAAUUUCCUGUUUAUCAAAUGCUAACGAGUAGAGAAGCUAAUUAAACCGCAUGCAAAAUUUACAGGAGCCAGCUCAAGGCAAAGCCGUGAUGAGUUGCUGUGACGUGACGCAAUAAUGUCAUUUUUCUUACAUUAACUCGUAAUGCCGAUAAAUUGUCAUUUGAAAUGACAAAAUUGAGACUCAGAUUAUGGAACUCUUUGUUUCAUUAUUUGAAAAUAAAAGCAGAAUGUGUGUGUUUUCAGGUGGA
Conger conger (European conger) is the source of this 2054-nucleotide messenger RNA. It is a transcript of the gene sc5d, whose product is annotated as sterol-C5-desaturase. The transcript is spliced from 5 exons. Gene Ontology annotation, molecular function: oxidoreductase activity; iron ion binding. The coding region runs from base 144 to 1034 and encodes 296 amino acids. The record is from RefSeq and is a predicted model, not a curated record. Lineage: Eukaryota; Metazoa; Chordata; Actinopteri; Anguilliformes; Congridae.